UGUAUUCAGUUUGUUUGGAUAUUUUUUCCCAUUUAUUUUAGAAAUAAUAUGGAAACUGUUGGUUUGGAAAAGCAUGAGCUUCCCCCAACGAAUCAAAAGCGGAUGGUAGCCUUCAUCAAUCACUUUGUACUGAGUACCGUAAAUUUCCUCAACAAAUUCGCCACAGAUUGCGAGACCAAAUUUGUCCGAUAUGAACAUAAAAUACAAAGCUUGGAAGCAUCCCUGUCGAUCGUGGAGGCAAAAUUGGCUUCGAUAGAUGCAUUGCGGAAUGGAUCCGACAUUGCAGGGAAUCAACAACCGGAAGUCGCAAUCAAGCCGGAAGGUAAUAGCCCGGAAGAGGAUUCCAAAUCGGAAAUCAAUCAAACCGUAGAAGAAUCAUCAAAAGAGGAGGUAAUUGAAAGGGAUCCACAGUACGAAAGGUAUUUCAAAAUGCUUCAAGUUGGAGUUCCCAUGCCGGCUGUGAAGAAUAAGAUCAAAGUCGAAGGUUUGGAUCCUGAUUAUAUCGAUGCCUUUUUGUGAUAUUCUGUUUGCAUUUAAGACUGUUACAUUUUACGAAAA
Ochlerotatus camptorhynchus is the source of this 558-nucleotide messenger RNA. It is a transcript of the gene CCDC53, whose product is annotated as Coiled-coil domain containing 53. The record is from RefSeq and is a predicted model, not a curated record. Bases 49 to 519 code for a protein of 156 amino acids. Lineage: Eukaryota; Metazoa; Arthropoda; Insecta; Diptera; Culicidae. Gene Ontology annotation, biological process: actin filament polymerization; exocytosis. The transcript is spliced from 2 exons. Gene Ontology annotation, cellular component: WASH complex.